CAUAAGGUGUUGUUUGAUACAGUUCCUCUUUCGCUUAGCCCAUCGAGAGCAACAUUACGCCGUCAUAUUGGCAUCUCCUCAAGUUUUCACUCUAGAGAAGCAUCACACAGGAAUGCGCGGAUGCUGACAGGCCGCUGUGUAGAAUGCGCGCGUUGUCACAGCGACAGAGCGGCUUGGAUACAGAACGUCACAGCAAGAGCGUGAACGCGCCUGGGAGAGUGAGAUAGCGAGGAAGCGCGCGCGAUUGAGAGAGAGAGAGACGGGCAAUCAAAAAGCACAGCAUCUCUCCCAAUGCAAAAGCCGCGGGACCACCGUAGCAAACGGAGCCGGUGGUGAGCACAACGACCGCGCUGUUGCAGGAGAAGCUGAAGAUGCCGAUAGAUUAAACCCGAGACUUACGUGUGUAGAAUCAGCGUUCGUUGCCGGGAAACCGGAACAUUUCACGAAAAUCUAAAUGUAAAGAUUGUUGGUUAGGAUCUAAGAGAAUAAAAGCAAGUCGUAGACGUGAAUGAAUGUUUUUCUUUAAUCUCCCAUGUGUUAUGUUGGGAAAGUCAAGCUGUCGUCUGCAAACACCAAUUUAAACGGACAAAUUCAACUAGACUUCAUGUACGUAUACUUUCCGUUAAUCGAGCGGCGCACGUACGCAGUUUUAUUUAUUUAUUCCUAAUGUAUCUGAUGUCGAUGGUUGUCAGUAGACGACGUGAAACAUUUACUGCUAUUCUCGGACGCCGGAGUACCGUUUUCCCCCGACUCUCUGCAUAUGAAAAAAUGCAGCUCAUGCUGAUGGAUUUGCCCUGACAACGAUCGAGAAAACGAGGAAAUACCCACAGUUUUCCUCAUACAUAAACCGCGGAUUUCUGCCUGCUGGUCAUAAUCAGGAUUGCUGACCAUCUGUGUGGCCUUUUUGACUGACCCCAUGAGGACGGCUAAGGGAGAUGGAACGUAACAGAUUGUUCAACAUUGCUGUCUGCUGCAUUUCUAUGAUAACCAACGAGUGCUGAGCACAACAUCAGUCGCUCCUCCACCCCAACCCUUCCACAGCCCCUACUCCUAUCCUCCCUUUUUGUUCCCUCUUUUGAAUUCCUGCAAGAUACCCAAGCAGCCAGGUUCACAUAUUCCCCUAUGUUUGUUUAACUUUCGUUUGCCCUUUACAUGUGACGAAGCACAGAGGAGGUUAAUUAACCGCUGAAGCGAAGAAAGAAAGAAAGAAAGAGAGAAAGACAGAGUCAUGCAUCUCCCCCAUUCCUGUAAACGUGACUUGGGCCAUGCCCACAUUUUAGAAUCCACUCACAUGAUCCCCAUCCUCUGGUUGACGCUCUGGAUCGCACUGGCAUCGUGUCAACGUAUUGAUCCUGGUACCAAGUAUCCCACUGUGACCACGAACUACGGCAAGAUACGUGGGAUCAAAAAAGAGCUCAACAAUGAGAUUCUGGGUCCGGUGGAACAGUACCUGGGCGUCCCAUACGCCACGGCACCCAUCGGGGACCGCCGCUUCCAGCCGCCUGAAGCUCCGGGGUCCUGGCAGGAAAUGCGUAAUGCCACGCAGUUCGCCCCUGUGUGCCCACAAAACGUGCAUGGUGUUUUGCCUGAAAUCAUGCUGCCUGUUUGGUUUACAGACAGCUUGGACGUAGCUGCCACCUACAUUCAGAAUCAGAGCGAAGAUUGUCUCUACCUCAACGUCUAUGUGCCCACAGAAGAUGGUCCACUCACAAAAAAACACGAUGAAUCGACACUGAACCGGCCACGAGAUGAAGACAUCCGUGACCGCAGGAAGAAACCCGUCAUGCUGUUUAUUCACGGCGGAUCUUAUAUGGAAGGAACCGGAAACAUGUUUGAUGCCAGCGUACUCGCGGCGUAUGGCAACGUCAUUGUGGUCACCAUGAACUACAGACUGGGAGUUCUGGGUUUCCUCAGUACAGGAGACCAGUCGGCUAAAGGGAACUAUGGACUGUUGGAUCAAAUCCAAGCCCUGCGAUGGCUGAAUGAGAAUAUUGGGCACUUUGGCGGCGACCCUGAGCGGAUCACUAUCUUUGGCUCUGGUGCUGGAGCAACUUGUGUCAACCUGCUCAUCCUAUCACACCACUCUGAGGGCCUAUUUCAGAGAGCUAUUGCUCAGAGCGGCUCAGCCAUCUCUAGCUGGUCCAUUAAUUACCAGCCCUUGAAGUACACCAAGAUUCUGGCACGUAAAGUGGGAUGCACAUACGGCGAGACGGCAGACCUGGUGGACUGUCUCCGCAGGAAAAACUUCAGAGAGCUGGUGGAUCAGGACAUCCAGCCGGCUCGCUACCAUAUUGCAUUUGGACCUGUUGUGGAUGGAGAUGUUGUGCCAGAUGACCCUGAGAUCUUGAUGCAGCAGGGGGAGUUCUUGAACUACGACCUUCUCAUUGGUGUAAAUCAAGGUGAGGGGCUUAAGUUUGUGGAUGAUGGUGGCACUGAGAGUGAGGAAGGAAUUUCAGCAGCAGCUUUUGACUACACCAUCUCCAACUUUGUAGACAACCUCUAUGGAUACCCUGAAGGUAAAGACAUUCUGAGAGAGACCAUUAAGUUCAUGUACACAGACUGGGCAGACAGAGACAAUGGGGAAAUGCGGCGCAAGACUCUCCUUGCAUUAUUCACCGAUCAUCAGUGGGUGGCGCCAGCCGUCGCUACUGCCAAGCUCCAUGCAGAGUACCAGUCACCCGUCUACUUCUAUACAUUCUACCAUCACUGCCAAACAGAGACCCGACCCGAAUGGGCAGACGCGGCACACGGGGACGAGAUUCCGUAUGUGUUUGGCGUGCCCAUGAUCGGGGCCACAGACCUUUUCCCGUGUAACUUUUCCAAAAAUGAUGUCAUGCUUAGUGCUGUAGUCAUGACCUACUGGACCAACUUUGCCAAGACCGGGGAUCCCAACUUACCGGUUCCUCAAGACACCAAGUUCAUCCAUACCAAGCCUAAUCGUUUUGAGGAAGUAAUCUGGACCAAGUUCAACUCCAAAGACAAGCAGUAUCUCCACAUUGGCCUCAAACCUCGCAUCCGUGACAACUACCGUGCGAACAAGGUUGCCUUUUGGCUGGAAUUGGUUCCUCACCUUCACGACGAGUUCCUAAGCUCCACCACAACUCGGCUGCCUCCGGGCACCACCCGUACCCCACCCUGGAAGGGCACGGGAGCCCGCACGACACGCCAUCCAUUCCCUACCUUACCUUCGGAAACAGAUCCAGAUAGUUCGGAGCCUCCCAGAUUUUCACCCUUCCCCGAUGACACCCGUGACUACUCCACUGAAUUGAGCGUGACGGUAGCUGUUGGCGCCUCUCUUCUCUUCCUCAACAUCCUCGCCUUCGCUGCACUUUACUACAAACGCGAUAAACGGCACGAGAUGCGACGGCACCGGCUUUCCCCGCAGCGAGGCGUGGCCGCUAAUGAUUUAGCGCACAGUCAAGAAGAGGAGAUCAUGUCUCUCCAAAUGAAGCAUUCGGAGCACGACGCGCAUCACGACAUGGAGCCGUUGCGACCGCAUGAUAUUUUACGCCCGGCGUGCCCGCCCGACUACACGUUGGCACUGAGACGGGCGCCGGACGAUGUUCCGCUAAUGACCCCGAAUACCAUUACUAUGAUUCCUAGUACCAUCACCAGCAUGCAACCCCUCCAUGCCUUUAACCCUUUUCCCACAACCACCGGCCACAACAACACCCUUCCCCACCCCCACUCUACCACCCGUGUAUAGUACCGCUCCCAAAACAAGAGGACUUGCUCUCUUGCAUAUCCGGUUUUCUCUCUCUGUCCACAUUUUGAACUACUCCUGCAUACGUUGUAUACAGUAUGGAUGUGUGUUUAUUGACUCUACAGCGAGCAACGGUUUCGUCCGGCAGUGACGAGUCAUACCGGAAUUCAACGUGCCGUUUGUUUAUCCAUAAUGCCCUUAAAUAGCCAGGGCGACUGACUGGUCAAUGAUUGACUAAUGAUCUGAUGUCAUACAAGGGGAAAAAUACAAUUUUUCCCACUUUUCUUCUCGAACUGAAGUGGCAGAGUGCUGAUAUCAUCUCUCCAUCUACUUUCUUUCGUUCUUUUCUUAUCCUUCCUUGUUUUUCAUUACAGUGCUGUCACAACCAAACCAUGCGUCUCUCCUCCUGUGAGCACUGCUUAAAUGUGAUCUGUAAGCUUGGAUUAUGUUUUACAUGAAUCGUAGGGGCAUUCGAUAAAAAAACAAAACCUGGAUAUGUUGUGUUUACCUGCAGUCUUGUGUCAAGUAUUAAAUUAUACCUUGUGACAACAGAUACAGAGAAUGAGAGAACAUGAUAAUGUCUGACAGAAGACAAAAACAAAAGUGCCAACCUGCUCUCUCUCUCUCUCUCUCUCUCUCUCUCUCCCCAUCUUAUAGUUUGCCUAUGUGUUGUUUCUUAGGAAGAUUUUUGUAUGUACAGAUAUAUAGACAAAUAUAUAAAGAAUGAUAUAUAUUUACAUGGUUUGCUCAGUGGGAUCUAUGCAUGAAAUGUUUUUAAAACAAGAAGGACACUGAGCUGUAAACUCUCACAGCACAUUAUUUGUCGAUCCACUUUAGUUUGCGUGCUUAAAACAGGUACAAAAAUGAUGUCAGCAUCAGUCAAGCUGUAACUUCGUCUUCAGCAGGUCGAUAUUCUCUCUUUCAAUCCCAAGCAAAUUUAAGGUUACUGGCAAAUAUUUUACUCGUACAGAGUGGUGGUGAUAUUACCAUUGACCUGGAUAGUGCUGUACAAUAGUGAACUACCAGAACUACCAGUUACAUGCAUAUAACAUCUUACAUCUCUUUUAAAAGGCCUGUGACGAUGUACAUAUACAGCAUUUAGCUUUAAAUUGACAUUUUUAGGAAGCGAGGCAAAUUCAAAUGAUGUUCCUUCAUCUCAUAUCGCUCUCCCUAUUGUUUCUCUUUUCAUUAAAGCAUUUUUGGUAUUAUAGGAGCCAGCUUAGUAUGCAUCGUUAUAUUCAUUUGUGGGUACACACAAGAAGAGUGAAUUAUGCAGCAACGGUUUCUCGCCAUGAAAGGGGGUACAUUCCUAUUGUGGUCGAUCACACAGAACGUGUUUUAACCAUUUUAACCCGUUUCCACCAAGGCAGCUAUCCUGUCAAUCAAAUAUUGAAGGCUGAGUGCUCUUUAAACUUUGAUUUGCUGUUAACUGUCAUAUGAGCAGAAACGUUAAAAAGAGGACGCUUGCUCUGACCUUGAUCGAGGUGCACAAACACACAGGAGACAGUGUCUGUGUCCGCCUACUUCCAUACUAUAUAGUAGGCGAGACAACUAGUAUGUCCAAAUGCAUAGGAUUGCAUAGGUAGGCGAAAAGUAGCCGGAUGACUUACUACGUCCGGCGAGACCCCGCAGUGUCCAUGCCAUGGACACUUUGCUAUCCCAUGAGCCACCGGGAGAAGACGGAGGGGCGUUGUUUUAUUCAAAAAUGUCCAAAAGGGGUUACACAGCUCUAUUCAAAUGCAAUUAUAUAUAUUAAACAGCUGUCCCUUGUGGUUAAAUUGCGGUAUUUUAAAGUCAUUCCAGUUAACGACCUGGAAUGACAACGUAUGUCACGUGACAGGCAGAUGUAGUACGUCCGAAGUCAUAGUAUCCAUUUUCAUACGAUAUAGAACGUACUGUUUUAACUGUCGAUGAGCAGGUACUUCAUCUAAUUCAGUACCUACUGUCACGGUACCUACUGCAAUUUUGGACACAGCCAGUGAGUGAGUAAAGUCGGUUAUUCCAAGCCACUGUACGGUACCGUGUACACCAAAGCAUUUACGUCGGCAGCCGGCGUAUCUUUCAAUUGUUUCCAGUGGAAGGGUGGCGCUUUUCAAAAACACCAGCAGCUGACGGGUUUUGUUUUGUU
This is a messenger RNA of Paramisgurnus dabryanus, 5831 nucleotides long. RefSeq names its product neuroligin 2a (gene nlgn2a). The record is from RefSeq and is a predicted model, not a curated record. Gene Ontology annotation, cellular component: membrane. Lineage: Eukaryota; Metazoa; Chordata; Actinopteri; Cypriniformes; Cobitidae. Gene Ontology annotation, molecular function: neurexin family protein binding.